CGCCGUAACCUGUAGCAACGGGGAGAUGUCGCUUCCGGCUGGUUUGGGGCGGCGGCGGGGGUUGUGGGAGUUUCGAGAUCGUGGAACGAUGUGACAAAUGGGAAACUGAGGCCAGGGUGGAGGCAGGCCCUAAGGACCGCGUUGGCCCUCUCUCCUGGACUCGCGCAGUGGAUGGAGCUUGUGCCUCGUGGCUCCUAUUUCCCAAAGCAGGAAAUUGAGGCCAAGGGAAGGGGCAGGUUUGUCCCGAGUCUAUAGCCUAGCCCGCUUGCUGUUACAAAUGUCUUUGACUCCUCUCAAGGGGGCAUGAGCUUUGUCUUCAUCCCUCCCCACCCUCUGCGCUCUGCAGGGUGUUCCGAGAAGCAGCCAUGUCGUCCCUGUACCCAUCCCUGGAGGACCUAAAAGUGGACCAAGCCAUUCAGGCCCAGGCCAGAGCCUCACCCAAGAUGCCAGCCCUGCCAGUCCAGGCGGCAGCCAUUUCUCCAACACCAGUUUUGUACCCAAACUUGGCAGAAUUGGAAAAUUAUAUGGGUCUUUCCCUCUCCAGCCAAGAAGUCCAGCAGAGCCUGCUUCAGAUUCUAGAGGAUGACAGUACAGCGGCUUCGGGCCCUGGGCCCGGCCAGGUGGUGGCACCGGUGUCCGGGUACAACCUGGGCGUGCGGCGAGCGGAGAUCAAGCCCGGCGUGCGCGAGAUCCACCUGUGCAAGGACGAGCGCGGCAAGACAGGGCUGCGGCUGCGGACAGUCGACCAGGGGCUCUUUGUGCAGUUGGUCCAGGCCAACACCCCUGCAUCCCUUGUGGGGCUGCGCUUUGGGGACCAGAUCCUGCAGAUUGAUGGCUGUGACUGUGCUGGGUGGAGCUCGCACAAAGCCCAUCGGAUGGUGAAGAGGGCAUCAGCUGAGAAGAUCGUCAUGGUGGUUCGGGACAGGCCAUUCCAGCGGACUAUCACCAUGCACAAGGACAGCACGGGCCAUGUGGGCUUCAUGGUCAAGAAGGGGAAGGUCGUCUCUUUGGUCAAAGGGAGUUCUGCGGCCCGCAACGGGCUCCUCACCAACCACUAUGUGUGUGAGGUGAACGGGCAGAAUGUCAUCGGGCUGAAGGACAAACAGAUCAUGGAGAUUCUGGCCACAGCUGGGAAUGUUGUCACCCUGACCAUCAUCCCUGCCGUGAUCUACGAGCACAUGGUCAAAAAGUUAUCUCCAAUGCUGCUCCGCCACACCAUGGACCACUCCAUCCCAGAUGUCUGAAGCCAUCAGAGGGCAGGGCAGGCCUCCCACCCUCCUGCGGCCAAGGGCGACCACCCUCCGACUAUGGGUUGCAGCUGGCCUGCUGCCUAAGGUGGGGGUUGCCUUGAGGGGGGCAUGUCCAGGAGGGUGACCACGGGAUGGCAUGGGUGUGUCGUUUAUAAACAGGCAUCCUUGGAGCCUCAGACUCCAAGCUGGGUUGAGGCUCAGGCAAGGCCCACAGGCAGACGAUUCUCUGGUGCUGGUUUAAAUGCUGGCCACGUAGGCAGGCUGCCUAGACACUUCUUAAAGUUGUAACUGGGCCCCUUUCAAGAUUUUGCUCUACUAGGAAAACAGUUAUACAUUUUAAGAGACCAGAGUGACAUUCUUUGUGAGAGCUUUUUCCUUGCCUGGACUUGCUCUUUGUCAUAGACUGCGGAAGUUCUCAGCCUUGAUCAUCUUUUGAAUAAAGAUUUGAUUGUAAACAAAA
This is a messenger RNA of Callithrix jacchus (white-tufted-ear marmoset), 1710 nucleotides long. RefSeq names its product syndecan binding protein 2 (gene SDCBP2). The record is from RefSeq and is a predicted model, not a curated record. Gene Ontology annotation, molecular function: protein binding. Gene Ontology annotation, cellular component: plasma membrane; cytoplasm. NCBI's taxonomy places the organism in Eukaryota, Metazoa, Chordata, Mammalia, Primates, Cebidae.